Molecule: messenger RNA, 2005 nt
Organism: Strongylocentrotus purpuratus (purple sea urchin)
Lineage: Eukaryota; Metazoa; Echinodermata; Echinoidea; Camarodonta; Strongylocentrotidae
Gene: acot8
Product: acyl-coenzyme A thioesterase 8
Exons: 6
Coding region: 55-1113 (352 amino acids)
Biological process (GO): fatty acid catabolic process; acyl-CoA metabolic process
Cellular component (GO): peroxisomal matrix
Molecular function (GO): fatty acyl-CoA hydrolase activity
Source: RefSeq, a predicted model, not a curated record
UCAACGAUACGGAUCCUAUUAAUUAUUGUUGUUCCGGGAUAUUGCAUAAUCAAAAUGUUGAGAAGUAACGGUAGACGGUUAUUGUCUAAUUUACAAAGCUUGGUAAGCCGCAGAGAUAAGCUUGUAAACCAUCGAAAGUUGCUGUCGAUCACUAGUUCCAGUAGAAUGGCUACUCCAUCGACGACAGAUGAUAAGGAGCAAUCUGAGACUGAUUUGCGGAGCGUUCUUGUCAGCACUGUCCUCGACUUGGAAACAUUGGACCCGUAUCUGUUCAGGGCAAAGAAUAUGUGGCAUGCAUAUGGACCAGGAAAGAGAUUGUUUGGAGGGCAGAUCAUCGGUCAAGCAAUGGUAGCUGCUGGAAGGACGGUCAAUCCUGAACUUUCCAUUCACUCGCUCCACUCAUACUUUGUAAAAGCAGGAGAUUCUACCUUACCUGUUCUCUAUCGGGUAGAGAACCAGCGUGAUGGAAACAGCUUCUGCACGCGCUCAGUGGAAGCCAUUCAGAACGGUCGUAUCAUCCUCACCAUGAUGGCUUCUUAUCAUAGAUUUGAGGAAUCUCCGUACAAUCAUCAAUACACCAUGCCGGAUGUACCUGAUCCUGAUACCAUGACGACUGAUAUGGAGGAACUCAAACAGUUUGUACAGAACCCAGAUAUUCCAGAGAAGCUCCGUAAAUGGGCUCAGAAACAGCUUGCACAAGAAAUCACUUUUGAAACUAAGCGAGUAGACAGAGCAGAUUUUUUCAGCAAGGGUUUUGAUCAGCCUACUGAACCUAAACUCAUGAUUUGGGUCAAGGUCAAAGGAGACAUAGGAGAAAAUACAGGUGAAGAUGGCAUGGACCUGCAGCAUUGCUGCCUAGCCUACAUCUCUGACCUCUUUCUUGCUGGUUUGACCUAUCUUCCUAACCGAGAUAAACCUCUUGGAAUGAUGUGCUCAUUGGAUCAUUCUAUCUGGUUUCAUACACCUUGUCGCAUUGACGAGUGGAUGCUCUACGAGUGUGAAAGCCCACAAUCGAGUCAUGGGCGUGGUAUGACCUUAGGCCGAUUCUGGAGGCGUGAUGGUGUCCUUGCAGUGACUGUGGCCCAAGAAGCUCUCCUCAGACCCAAGCUAUGAUGACUGUGGAUUUCAUCAUGUUUCUUGCCUUGUAACACCUACCGUAACUCAAACAGAAAUCCCACUCGAGCAUAAAUCUGACGGAUGUGAACUGCAAAUUCCAUCAUAGCCAAUUUGCAUACACCAAAGUAUUUAGUAUAUUUGCUAUGUCCUAUUUAGACAAUUUCAAGGUGAGUACACAAUUGUAUGUAAUAUGAUAGUAAUGACAGCUGUUUUAUACAUUAUUGCUUUUGCCAGGUAGAGUAUAUUCCUAAUUUUGGGUCAUUAUGGUGAAAGUCGGUCAAAAGCCUUUUGUUAAAAAAUGAGGGGGGGGGGAACAAAGCAAAAAAUAAAUAAAUUGAUAAGGGCAUUGAUAGACAUAUCUGAUCCCCUUGCUUACAGGUAUAUCAAUAAAUGUUCAUAUUGCUUGCUUUAUUAUUGAAUUGGAUAUUUCUCUUCGACUCCUGAGAGUAACACCAUGAAGCAGCAUCACAACUUUAAUUCAAAAUGUAUACAUUGUUACCCUUGCCUUCUCAGGAAUUAUCCACAUUUACAUGGAUCCAAAACCAUUUGGUUAAAAAAAAGUAGGGCUAUAUUUCAAACAUUUAUUUGUGUUAAUGAUUAUUAACUCUCAAUAAAAUCUCUCAUAUUGUAUUCAUAUAUCUAGCAAGCUUAUACCAUUCAUCCAGGGCAUUAUCAAUUAUAUUAGAGGAUUAUUGCACUGAUAUAGUACAUGUUUAAUUGUGAGAAAUUUCAAAACUCAUUACCGGUAUGUAAAUCUGUAUGUUCUGUUUUAUGUGUACAUGUACUUUUUGUUUGAGAUUAUUACAUUGAGAUUUAUAUUGAACUGAAAUAGUAUCAUGCUUUAACUCGUAUUAUGUAUUCUAAAAGUUGAUUUGAAUGUGUAAAAAAA